Molecule: messenger RNA, 243 nt
Organism: Penicillium taxi
Lineage: Eukaryota; Fungi; Ascomycota; Eurotiomycetes; Eurotiales; Aspergillaceae
Exons: 1
Coding region: 1-243 (80 amino acids)
Source: RefSeq, a predicted model, not a curated record
AUGCGUUAUCUAUGUCUUAUCUUUACCAUUCCACCACUUGUGACGACAGUCGCCCGAACAGCAUUGCUUAUUCUAAAAGCAGCGUCCGCCAAACACUUUGCAAUCUUCUCUGUCGUUACAGCAAUUGCUUGUCUUGCUAUCAUCCCUGACAGUCUUACAGCACUGUGUUUGAUGACAAUCCAUGUCAACCUUGCAGCCUGUGAUGACCCUACUCUUGUACUCUUGGAAGAAGGCGAAAGGUGA